GGGGAGGGGCGGCGCGGAGCUGUGCGCACCCGCGGAGCUGCCGGCGGGGCCCGGAGGGACAGACGGACGGACGGACGGAGCGACGGACGGACAGACAGACAGACAGACAGACGGCGCGGCCCCUCCGCUCCGCUCCGCCCCCCCCCCCGCGCAGCCUCCGCCCUCGGCCGCCCCGCUCCGCUUUACAUAACCCGCCCGGGGCCGGGGUCCGCGCCCCGCGCCGCCGCGGCUCCGCUCGGCGGAAAUGCGGAGCCACUUGUCCCGGUUUCCUGCCUGAACCGAGAGCCGUACCGAGCCGUGCGCCCCGUCCCGCCCGUCCCGUCCCGUCCCGUCCCGUUCCCGGCCGUUCCGCCGCGUUCCACCAUGGGCGAGCGGCAGCCGGACGCCUUCUCCUGCAGCGCGGCCGCCUCGCUGGAGCCACGGCAAUGAAUGGGCACGCUCUGCCAGCCGGCACGCCAGCGCAUCCCCGGGGCUGGCAUGAGUUCUGCGAGCUGCACGCCAUCAGCACCGCCAAGGAGCUGGCGCGGCACUACCUGCGCUUUGCCACCGAGCACCCGCACCAUGACCUCCUGGCCGCUGAGAACUUCUCGGUGCAGUUCACCGACCUCUUCCAGCAGUACUUCUGCCAUGAGGUGAAGGAGGGCUUUGCCAUGAACCAGCUCCGCAUCCUGCCCACCGGCCCGGCGCGGGAUUACCGGGAGACGCACCGGCGGCACACGGAUGCCUCCCUGGGCACAGUGGUCGCCAAAGCCGAGGUGGAGCCCAGCGCCCGCCCGGAGCAGCCCGGCCGAGCCCCUGAGGCCACCUCAACGGGGCUGCGCAAGUCCUGGAGCUCGGAGGAGCUGGCGGGGCCGGCGCGGCGGCCCUUCUCACUCAGCCAGCUGCGCAGGAGCUGGCGCAGCCUUUUCCGACGCCGUUCCUCGGAUGCCCUCCCCGGGGAUGGGGACGGGGAGGCGGCGGCGGAGGCUGCUUUUAAGCCGGGACUGAGCAAGCGCAUCCUGCCGUGGGGGCUGUCGCGGGAGCAGCCCCCCGAGGUGCGCAAAGAGGGUGUCCUCAAGUACGGGCUGCUGGACGAGACCUUCCUGGACAGUGGGACGCGCUGGCAGCGCUGCCGCCUGGUUCUGCGGCGAGAGGGGACACCUGACGGCGAGGAGUACGUGCUGGAGCUUUUUGACCCGCCAAAGCUGGACAGCACAUGGCCAGAGAGCUGCAUCCCUCUCCUGGCAUCUCCAGGGACCGCAUCCUUCUUCUGGCAUCCCCAGGGCAGGAGCCAGGAAACCUGCCACGGGGGCUCCAAGCCGAAGCUGCAUGCCGCCUGCUCUGCCAUCCAGGAGGUGCGGAGGUGCACACGCCUCGAGAUGCCUGAUAACCUCCACACCUUCGUGCUCAAGGUCACCAAUGCCACCGACAUCCUGUUUGAGGCGGGGGAUGAGCAGCAGCUCAGCUCCUGGACGGCCGAGAUCCGAGAGUGUGUGCGCAGGGGCAGGUCCGACGCGGGUGACCCCGAGCUCCUGGCGUGCCGGCACCUUGACCCCGCGGCUGCCAGCCCCACCACCAGCACUGACACCCUCGGCCAAGGGGCGACGCCGGGGGGCCCGGGGGAGGCGGCAGGGCUGAAGAUGGAGCAGUUCCUCUCCUCCUGCCCCUGGUUCCACGGGCCCAUCUCCCGCGUGAAGGCGGCUCAGCUGGUGCAGCUGGGGGGGCUGGAGGGCCACGGUGUCUUCCUGGUGCGGCAGAGCGAGACGCGCCGCGGCGAGUACGUGCUCACCUUCAACUUCCAGGGCAGAGCAAAGCACCUGCGGCUGGCGCUGACGGAGCGGGGCCAGUGCCGUGUCCAACACCUCCGCUUCUCCUCCAUCGUGGAGAUGCUGCACCACUUCCAUCGGUACCCCAUCCCGCUGGAGUGCGGGACAGCCUGCGACGUCCGUCUGUCCAGCUACGUCGUCGUCCUGCCCCAGCCGCAAGCUCCCAGCUCCGGCAGCAUGGUCCCUCUCCCCCUGCCCGUCCCCGGCUGGAGCCCCGAAUUCAGCCUCGCCCCCGCCAGCUCCUCCUGCCCCCGCGGCCCUGACGAGACCCCCCCAGGUCCCCCACCGGAGCAGAUCUUCCACCUGGUGCCGCCGCCGGCCGAGCUGGCGCAGAGCCUGCGCCCGAGCAGGGCAGCUGUGGUCCCCGGCCCCCGGCCCCGCGAUUCGGACUACGAGGUGGAGGCACCAGGCCGGGGCCACGUCCGCGCCAUCGACAACCAGUACACGCCGCUCUGACGGGCACCGUGCCGGCACUGGGAUGCACUUUUGGGUGGAGAAAUCCUAGAGACCUUCCGGGUAUCCCAUCGAGAGAAAGAAUGUACCUAGUUUCUUCCUUCUGGUUAGGGAUGAUUAUUGUAUUUUUGCAAGGAAGGGGGUAAUUUUUCACUCCAGUACGGGUGUGCUCCCUCUCUUUGGCCUGUUAAAGGGCCUUUUAUUUUUAUUUUUGUUGUUAUUAUCAAAGCUUUCUCGUUACUGUUUACACACACCGCUCGUGCCUGCGUCCCUGUGUGCCGAGCAUCGCACCGUCAGGCUCGGUCUCCCGCCUGUCCCUGGCAUGACAGUGCCCAGCGAAGGAACCGGGGUCUUGCGUUACACCAAUAUAAUUGGAGAAAGGAAAAAAAAAAAGGAAAGAAAAAAAAGAAAAAAAAAAGGUGGAUUAUAAAUUCAUCGACCAGUUGCUGCUCCGGGCCGCACAGGAGAAGACGAGCCCCAUGCUCUCACCCCAGCAUGUGAUGCUGUUGCCAAACCCACCAGCAAACUCUGACCUGCCGGAGCUGAGCUCCCGCAUCGGGUGAAGAGGAUGAUUGUGAUCAGAGUUUGGGCUUUAUUUUUAGAUAAGGCAAAACCUGGCUUUUCUUGCUCUUCUUUUUUAACCCAGCACAGUUGCAGUCACUCCUUGCACCAGCCAGAGAAAUACUUACACCAUUAGCCUUGCUAAUUAAGAUGUGAACACUAACUGCUCCAUCACUAAUAAUGUCACUAGCUGAGAACUAACAUGGAGACUGACAGCAAACCACUCCUGCCGGUGAUGGAGGCAUUUUAUCCCAAUGAUGGAAGUGUUUUAUCCCGGUGAUGGAGGCAUUUUAUCCCAGUGAUGGAGGCAUUUUAGGCACAAAUCUAAAGUGAGUUCCCCCCCCCGGAAUGUUUUUUUUACCUCGCCAGUGCAGGCGACUGCCCACCCCGCUCUCACCUGCCUUUUUUCCCCCAUAAAACACUGCGUAACCAAGAGUUUGGCGGUAUUUAAAGCUAUGCAACUGCCUCUUGCCUGGAGUAGAAGCCUCUCCCGGCCAACCCCCCCCCAAGCCCACAGAGGGGCUGCACCCCCUGAUGUGCCUUAGACGAAGGAGGCCAGUGCGUCGGCAUCUCGACGGCUGUAAUUAUACACACAGCAGGCACUUUAACCUAUUCGCCCGUGUGCACCUCGCCCUAGGAGCACUGGUUGCUUGCACAGUGAGUUGCACGCCAAGUGAGACGUAGGCACUGCCAUAGCUCCCGCGGGAACAACCGCACAUCCAGCAAAUCCCCGGGGCUCGAUGUCCUCCCCAAAUCCCCAGCAAAGGCACCCGCACAAGGAGAGCAGCUCCGGAGCCGGGAGUGUGGCCAUGCCCCAACCUCCGCUGCUGUUUUCAGGUUCUGCAACCGUCGGUGCCGCCGAGCCCCAGUGCCGCUUUACCUGGCAGCGCCUGGGGCAGCCGGUGCGGCCACGCCGAGAGAGGAACUGCUUCUUAGAAGCUGACGUUAUUUUAAGAAUAAGGAAGGGGCUGGAGCUGUUGCGACACGCAGGAGGGGAUGUUCACAGCAUUCAACUUCCAGAUUUCUCAGCACAGCCCGUGUGGCACUCCCCAGGAUUUUGGAUGCAAAACUUGCCUUAAAAUUGCCUUACAGGAAAGCCUUUUAUUUUUAUAUUUAUUUUCCUUGAAAUUGCAAUAGAGGUGGGAGCCAUCUGGAGCAUUAACAUUUAGGAAUUAAUUUGAAAGCAAGCAAACAAAAAGCCUUGUGGGGCCAAAUUAAGGAGUUUGCAAAAAUCCAGCCUCUAGACAGGGCUUUGCUGUUAAGCCAGCGCAUGGUGAGCGCCGUUGGUAGUCAAAGCCCAAGGAGCCAAGCUCUGCUCAAGGUCAGCAUGAAGGGCAAGAUCACGGUGCUGUUGUGCUGGGGUGGGCCAGAAAGGGCAGAUGUAGCGCAGGCAGGAGCCAGGACCAGGCAGGGCCAAAACAGCCGGGGCCAAACGCAGUGGCUGUGAGAGCAAAUCUGGUUUUAUAAGUAGUAGUCAAAGGAUGAGGGCAGGGAGAAACUGGAUACCAUCAACUGAAGAAAUCACUUAGGAUUUGCAUUUUGUGCCUCCCUGUCUCUUGCUCCAGCCCUCUCUUGAGCUGUCUUCGUACAUUUAGAGCAGGCAAGGUCUUUUUUUCCCCCUUCCUCUGUUUAAAAUGACUUGGAAAUGGGCACACAGGGAGCAAUCCUGUAUUUCAGCAGGGAGCAGCAUUUCCUGGCGCUUAGCACACACCGUUGCAUGCUCACUCUUGAAACAGGAGCAAAUUGCACUGGCCGGCCGCACCUCCAGCGCUGCCAAACCCAACGAGGCUGCCAGAGAAACAAAGCCAGCCCUGUCCUCGGCCAUAACUCCUCAGCCGUAUCCGCAUCCCAUUUUCCUCCCCAGACCAGCACAAAGGCUGCACCGAAUGGCAGGAGCAUAUAGCCGGGGCUGGUUUGUGCCAGGCAAGUCAGCUCCCUCCAUUGCUAAUAAAUAACUCCCCAUGGUCUUGCAUUUAUAGGGAUGAAGAGGGGAAGGGGAGGAAGCAUAGCGCAAGUCGUCAGCUCCUUUGCCUGCUUGGUGCGUGGUUCCCAGAGCAUGCAUGCCUCAGAAAACACUUGCAUGUGCUAAAUCUUGCUAAGGUUCAAAGAGCUGAUUUAAGUCCUGCUGAGCUCCAGGCAGUCCCAAAAGACGAGGUAGUCUCACCCAAAUCCCCCUACGCUCAGAGCAUCUGCAAAAAAGAAUGGGCUGGGAAAAGCGAUUGCUAUUCACAGCCUGUGCAGCUCUUGCCAGUUAAAUCAGAUGCUGCUGCUGCUGCUGGGAUGGGUUGUUCUGGCACGCUGGGGCUUGUUGUUUGAGUGCCAACUAAACAUGCACACACAUGUGAUAUUUUUAACCUGCAGCUUAAUUGCAAGGGGUUUCUCCACAGUUUAAAUGGAAAUUGCUGUGCUUGAUUAGCAAAAUAUAUGUUGAGUUCAUUAUCGCCCCGCCAAGCCACUUCCCCUGUGCACACAGACUCCGGUGGAUGUGAACUUCCGUUCUCCCUGCUAGUGAGCAGUAGGAAAGUCGCUCUGAUUAUUUAAUAGAGUUAUUUCCAUCUCAGACCUCACCAACAAGGUAGCCAAGGGCUGUCCAACCACCCAGCUCCACCAUCCGCCCACCUUAGUCCUCUGCUCUGCCACAGCUCUGACCUGCUGUGGUCCCAACCCCAGCCACACCAGGACCUGAGGGGUUUUUUUGGGGUUAUUUCCCCAGCUCCUGGAGGAUUGAGUUUGAAUUUCUCUUAGAAAGCAUCAGGCUUGUGACACAGGUCAGAGGCUGACACGCAGCCCUACCUCUGCUCCUGCCAGCACACUUGGCUACAUUAAUCCAGCCCAUAAGGUACGCCUCUAUUAUAGUAGUGGGCAAAGAGCAUUAAGCCAUUCCAUUCUAUGGAAUAUAAACAACUUGAAGGAAUUUUUAGAUUCUUCUAGUAACUUGGGAGAAGAGCCUAGGACUUAGCAGGUUUAGUUCCCUGGCCCAUGCGGGUUUUUAGCGGUGGUGAUGAAGUAUCAGCAUUGAGUUUUGGGAGGAGGGAAAGCCAACGGAUGAGCCCCCGCGCAGCUGCGUGCUGCAGGUACGGCCACCUCCUGGCCUCCCAUAGAGGAAAAAGAGUGUUUCCUGGAGCUGAAACAAAGUUGGAGGUGAUCACUGGCUUGUGCCUUGGCCCCAGAGACAGGCACGUGCAACGCAAAUUUGGAUCCAACCUAACAAAGCCAUGACCCAACCGGCAGCGACUCUCGGUGCCUUUGGCUGGAGCCCUUGCCCGAUGACAACUCAUGCAGCCCUGGCGAGAGGGCUGGUAGGGAGGGAAGCCCCAGUUCAGCCAGCUACUCAGGACAGCUGUUUUUGGCAAUAAAGAUGCAAAACAGGCAGUGCCUUUGCUCUCUCUGACAGCAGGGACCUGGCUUAGGUUAUGCACCAAGACUAGGGUCCAGCCAGAACUUCUCUCCCUCAUCUCCGUCUCGUGCUUUGGAAACCGCUUGCUGUUUGCCAACAGACUCUCCCCAUCGGUGGCUUUCGCGUGUCCUUACAGGUGACAGGUUCUGAAGAAGUUGAUGCACGAAGCAUUAUUUAAUCCCUUCAUCCAUCCCUCCAUCCCCCAUCCCAGCCCUGAGGAAGGGCACCACCAAACUAACAGGUUUGAGUAUUUCAUAUUUUAAUUUAAUCUUGUUCGAUCUAAACAGACCCUAACCUUCACCAGAGGUGGGGAGGCGACUGCAUUCUCUAACUCAGCCUUUAGCAGAAUGAUAAAAACCAACAGUUUGUUGGAUGAAAAGUGUAUUCAUCUGAAAAUUCUACUUUUCACCUGCACAGAAAAGUUGUUCUUGUAUAGUAGGUUUUUCUAUAUAUUGUUUCUGUAUGUACUGUACAAGUAACUUAUUCUUGAAUAAUGCAAUUUUACCAUAAUAUAAAAAAUUCUGCUCUUAAUAAACUGUUUUUAGAACUUGUUUCUCA
This is a messenger RNA of Aquila chrysaetos chrysaetos, 6774 nucleotides long. It is a transcript of the gene SH2B3, whose product is annotated as SH2B adaptor protein 3. Gene Ontology annotation, biological process: intracellular signal transduction. The record is from RefSeq and is a predicted model, not a curated record. The transcript has 10 exons. Gene Ontology annotation, molecular function: transmembrane receptor protein tyrosine kinase adaptor activity. The coding region runs from base 426 to 2261 and encodes 611 amino acids. Gene Ontology annotation, cellular component: plasma membrane. Lineage: Eukaryota; Metazoa; Chordata; Aves; Accipitriformes; Accipitridae.